AUGUCAAAACGAGGUACACAACGAACUCGAGGAAAUACAAAACCUGCAAGUAGUGCGAAAGCUUCUGCAACACUUAUCACACAUGGAAUUAAUUCCUUUACAUUAUUUUCCGGUGAUAUACCUAUUUCCAAUGGUAUCGAUGAUAUUGGAAUUGAUAAUGAUAUUGACUCUGAAUUACGUGUCAUAUUACGUAAACUAACGAAAAAAGAUUCAACAACCAAAAUUCGAGCAUUUAAUGAAUUACGAGAUUAUUGUGAUGAAAAUGAAUCAGCUGAUGAUAAAAUUCGUGUUUUUCUACCAUUUUUUAUUUCACAUUAUCGUAAAUGGUCAACCGAUUGUGAUCAACGUGUUCGCGAUGAAUGUCAAUUAACAUUUGAUACAAUUGGCAUGCGUAUGAAAAAAAAUUUAUCACCACAUUUAAAAGUUCUUUUACCUAUUUGGUUAAUGGCACAAUGUGAUUCCUAUGCACCUGCUGCAUCAAAAGCAAAAUUUCUUUAUACAAAAUUAUUUAGUGGAGAAAAUAAACAAGCUGAAGCUGUUUAUUUCGCACGAAAUGAAAUCAUGUCAACAUUAACUGACGAAAUCAAUCAAUGUUCGGAUGUUCUUAAAGACAAAAAAGAGAAUGAAAUGGAAACCGAUGAUGCACAUGAAAGACGUUUAGCACAAGUUCUUCUCGCUCUUGCGCUAUUUCUUAAUUAUUUCGAAGCAAAUAAACGUUCAGAAUUAACAAGUCACUUCAAAACUAUAUUUGAUUCAGGAAAAUUUUGGAAAUUAGAUAAAAUUAAAUCAGUACAAAUUCAAAGUUCAUUUUAUCGUUGUCUUUAUGAAUUAAUCAAUCUUAUACCUGAUGUUAUACGUGAAUAUAAAACAAAAAUAAUUCCACUUGUUUUCUAUGCAAUUAAUGAAACCGAACCAAAAUUAUGUCCAUUAAUAUGGGAUUGUUUAAUACUUUGUUUAGAUACAUUUGAUGAUUGUUGGUCAUUAAUUAAUUAUCAAAAAGCAUUUUUACCAAAAUUAUAUGCGUUUUUAAAAAAUGCCUGUCAUGGGAAUGUUUUUGGUGUUAAAGAUUGUUUAUUACCAUUGAUUAUGAAAAUACCACAAACAGUUAUUGAAGAUAAAAUAAAUUAUCGAUUUAUUGAAAACUUUUUUCAAUCAAUGGAAGAAGGAAUUUUGUCAAUUAAAGGAAGACAACAGAUGAAUAAUGUGAGUUCAUUAUUAAAAGCUUAUAUGGAUUGUUUACUUUAUGUAUUAAAACAUCAUACAACAAAUCAACUUGAUUUUCUUAAUGAACGAUUACUUCCAAUGAUACGUCGCUCGCUUGAUGAUAAAGAUUGUUCAGUUCGAAAUGUUUAUGCUCGUCAAUAUGUUUAUCUAUUAAGUUCAAUUCAAUCAUUUCGAUUAUAUAGUGAUCAUUUAAAUAGUGUUCUCGAAUUAUUUCGUGAUUUAGUAAAUCAAUCAUCGACAUCUAGUGAAUCAAAUGAUUUAUUAAAAUAUAUAUUCGAACAAUCUAGUAUACUUUUUGAAACUAUAUUAUGUCCACCAAAAUUAAAAAAUCUACGUUUUGCUGUUAAAACAUCGUCAUCAAAUGAUCUUUCAUCAAUGGAUUCAGCAACAUUUCA
This is a messenger RNA of Adineta steineri, 1619 nucleotides long. Lineage: Eukaryota; Metazoa; Rotifera; Eurotatoria; Adinetida; Adinetidae. The record is from the annotation of a GenBank genome assembly.